CGGGCCUCCCCAUGGUGCCUUCGUCACGCCACGCCAUUCUCCACCGCUGACCUUAUGACGCAACGAGAAGACAUAACAGUAUGAAUAAAUGCAGACCUUUUAAGUGGUUAUCAGCACUACCUGCGAGUCACGGGGUUGCAAUGACAUGUUUAAAGUGAAGUCUACUGUUAUCUGAUAACUUGUUGUACUUAAGACCAAGAAGUAAUCUGGACCAAUUUAAGCGCCACAAAUGUGUAUGUGUAACUGUGGGCGCACUCAACACAGCGACACAUCGUGUUAGAGUUGUUAAAUCUUGUUAUUAGGCCAUUAUGGUAUUCGCUAAAGGGUUGAUGGAUGAAUUCGUUCAAUUUCAAGAAGAAACCUGAUUGAAUAAACCUUUCCCGUUGCUAUAUCCAGAUGUCAAUGUAGACACUGAAAGCCGUUACAAAGAAGAGAAUUUCCCUUAGCCCUGGGAGGGCGGAAACCAGUCAAGUACUGUUGAUAAACUAAGACAAGUACAAUACGACAAUGACGGUCAAUGUGCCCUGCCUGGUAGCCGUGAUACUCAUGUACCUGUUGGUCCUGGUCAUCGGAGUGGUCACUGCCAAGAAGACUCACAAAAGUCAGAAUAGUGAGGAAGUGAUGAUAGCCAACAGAAGUUUAGGGUUUGGUGUGGCCUUUUUCACACUCACAGCUACCAUGGUAUGUGGUGGUUUCAUAAACGGCACUGCUGAGUUUGCUGCAUGGCAUGGGCUUCUACAGACACAGGCGCCCAUCGGAUACUGUAUAGGAUUCUUCUUAAGUGGAAUCUUCUUUGCUCCCAAACUGAGGAGAGAGAAAUACAUCACGAUGUUUGACCCCUUUCAGUUUAAAUAUGGCCGUAAGAUGGGCUCCCUGCUCAUCUUCCCACAUUUGUUUGGGGAUGUCUUCUGGUCUGCCACAGUGCUAGCUUCGUUGGGUGCUACUGUGUCUAUCAUUGUUGAUUUAGACCCUACCUUAUCAAUCAUCGUCUCCGCCCUUGUCGCUGUGAUCUAUACGUUCUUAGGCGGGCUGUACGCAGUGGCAUAUACUGAUGUUAUUCAACUGAUUCUAGUGGCUAUAGGAUUGGUAGUAGCUUGCCCGUUUGCCAUGACUGACCAGCACGUAAACCUGGACAACAUCACCAGUACAUGGGUUGGGGAGGUCAAGUCAGGUACUGAAUGGUUGUACCUGGACACAUACUGUCUUCUUAUUCUGGGUGGAACAACUGUCCAGCCCUUCUACCAGAGGAUAUUGGCCUGUAAAAGUGCAAGAGUUGCAGUUAUCUCCACUUGUAUGGCUUCGCUUUUCAGUUUUCUGCUGUCCAUUCCAGCAUUUAUAAUAGGAGUCGCUGGAUCCGCCGCUGAUUGGAACAGCACUGACUACACAGGACCACUACCUAUCCCAGAAGAACGCAGAAGUCACAUUCUUCCCAUGACGCUCAGCUACUUGGUCCCACUUCCUGUUUCUAUUAUUGGCCUUGGCGCCAUUUCUGCCGCGUCGAUGUCGUCUGCUGAUUCCUGUUUUCUGUCCACAGCUACAGUGAUUACGAAAAAUAUUUAUAAGGAUAUCUUCAGGAAUAACGCCAGUGACAGAGAAUUGAUGUGGAUUUUAAGGAUCUUUAUUGUUAUAUCCGGCACUGCCGGCACAGUAAUAGCCAUUUAUGCCACAUCUAUAUACGGGCUGUUCGUUCUCUGCAGUGAUUUGCUGUAUGUAAUUCUUUUCCCACAAAUGAUUGGAGUCCUGUGGAUUAGAUUGACGAACACGUAUGGCAUGGUUUCCGGUUUUGUUGUUGCGCUAAUUAUACGCAUCUUAAGCGGUGACCCUACUUUGAAUAUCCCGGCUGUGAUUAAAUAUCCCCUGUAUGAGGAAGAAACCGGAACACAGCUGUUUCCUUUCAGAACUUUCUGCAUGGCCUGCGGCUUUGUAGUCUUGAUCGCCGCCUCUGCUUUGACUAACUUCCUCUUCAGCAACGAUUACUUGUCCAUUAAAUACGACAUCUUCAACUGCCGUCGUCAGAGGUCUCACCAGAACCGCAACUGGUCUAAAGAUCCGCCAAGUCUGGGUGCAGAGGACGCCCUUCUAAAACUUCAGGACAUGAAAAGCAACGGAAGUGGGAAAUAACCGCUUUUAGACAAGUCAUUGUUUUGAGGGAGACAGAAUAGGUACAGUUUAGAGCUGUGGACCACAUUUUGACAGUGACAGUUUUAAGCAACUGGCCGGUGAACACAGAAAACUGCAUGUAAAACUGCAUGUAAAACUGCAAGUAGAGAUUCGAUUUAAAUAAGUCUGUAUAACUGAAAGACGCAUGGAACAAAUGAGUGAUAUAUCUAAGAGACUAAUUAUUUGUGUGUAAUUCUUUUCUUGUUAUAAUCUCCAUAAAGAUAGAGUCUUACAUUAAGGCAGCAACUACAUUGACUGUUUUUGUAAAUAGGGUAUCAAAAUGGAGUGUAUGGUCUAGAAACAGUAACAAAGACAACUUGAAAUAGCGUAAUUUAUCUCAAAGAGUUGUUUUAAAACAGCACAAAUUUUUUGUUUAACCUUGUUUAUAAUCCUACCUCAGUCUUAUAUCUAAAUAAAACCCAAUGUAUCCCACAUUAAUGCAUAAAAAGAGAGCCGUUACAAAAGUGUUACGGCAAAGAUAACACUAUGGUAUUGUAAUCUAGUUAUCCUAAAAUUGCUGGAACAUACUGAUAGGGAAGAAUGUUUUAACUUUUCAAUUAGUUUUUUACAAUUGUAAGUUAAGACUCCUAUUGAUUUGAAAUCGAUUGUUAGAAGAACUAUUCAUUCUUAUAGUAAGAAACAUUCAGGAAACUGCCAUAAGUUUUUACGAACUAAAUGAUCAUACAUCAACUAGAAACUAUCCAUUAUUCUGUAAACUGUGAAAAUGAGAGAUACUUUCUAACGGCAUUUUAGAGUAAAUUUAAUCAACAUGCCAAGAUGCAGGGUUCUUGUCGACAGGGGAAGUAAACACCUUAAUAAAUACAGAAAUAGUUUUGUUUAUUCUAUUUCCGUUAUUACCUCCCUUACACUGCUUCCCUCUUUAAACCUGGAUCAAUACAGACCUUCUUUGAUUUCUUUUCGCUUUUCAUUAAUUAAAUUAUUAAUUAGUCUUGCUUACAAGGAUUUGGAAUAAUUGAUUUGGUCUUUCGACCCGAUGGUCCCAAGUACAAAUCUCUCGCGCUUCCCUCCCCUAUCGUCCUGCAGGAGGACUGUGACAGACGUAAUAGUCUUUCCUUCUGAAGGGACUUUAAAAAUGGGAAAACAAAACGACACAAGGGAGGGGCGCAAAAAGUGUGUUUUUUUUCCCAAGAGACAGAAAAAAAUCUUGUAUUUACAUUGUUGUUUACACAUCAAAUAUACAUGACAUUAUUCAAAUUGUUGUCAAUAUAAUAGCUAGGACUUAGGACACAAGGUGUCAUGUCUUCUUUUAAAUCUCUGCCUUUUCCCUAGUUGCAUCUGUAACAAGAUGGACUAAAAACUUGAUUGUCUUUUUUUUUUAAUAUAAAAGCACACCAAAAUAUGGGGCGAGGUGGCUGAGUGGUUAAGCGACUUGCUUCCAAACCUAGGGUCCUGGGUUCGAAUCUCGAUGAAGACUGGGAUUUUAAAUUUUGGGAUUUUAGUACACCACUGGUCCACCCAGCUCUAAUAGGUACCUGACUUAAGUUGGUGAAAGGCAGCCUGCUCGUUAACCGUUAGCCAAAGAAACAGAUGACCUUAACAUCAUCUUCCCCAUAGAUCGCAAGGUCUGAAAGGGGAACUUUACUUAACCUUUUUAACGCAAUAUAUCUCCGACUCCGCAAUGAUUUCGGACUUUCUCAAGCCAUAGCUGUUAACUUUCUUUUGACGACUUUCACAAAAAAAUACUAACGUCAUGUUUAACAUGAUUACACAACAAUCACGUUCAAUAUAGACGCCCCUGAGCUUUAUGCAUAUCGAAAUGUUCGAACCUCAGUAUCAACCCGUAUCGUCAUCUGUGUGUUACUUGAUUUGACUUGCGGUAGUACGAGGGUCACGAAUGUUAAUGCUUUUGUCUUGUGUGGCACCACCAGAAAAUUGUUGAGAAACACUGUAGCUAUUGAAGGGUCUUCAGUUCGAGGACUUUUUUUUUAGUUAUGUCUUAAGAAUAGCUAUAUAAGCCUUUCCUUUAGAUAUUUGAGAUUUAUUUAACAAGUCUUCUACGUAUUAUUACAUACUUAUGGCAGUGAGAGUUUGUGCUGCUAUAAAUGAUAGUUUCUAAUAACAAAAUAACUUAUUAUGACUGUUAUUCUUGCUGUAUAAGCCGUGGAGUUUAUUUAAACUUAUUGCUAUAUCACUGUUUCAUUUGUGUUUUUGUUUUUGUUAUAAAUUGUAUUUUUAUAUAUUUAAGUAUGAGACAUGUUUACGGUGACUAUUGCAGUAGAAAUUCUUUUCGAAAAUCAAGGUCAUUGAUAAAAUUUACAUAGUUUAUGGCAUUACAAGAUCCUCAGGGCUCGCUAAGUACCUUCGUUCAGGAAACAGUACCAGGCAAAAAAAGAAGAGGCAGACAGAAAAUGUGAUGGGAAGAGACCAAUGACGAAUGGACAGGCCUUACAUUAACAUAGACUCCAUUCAAGGCAAAAGACAGAAAUGGAAAAAGGCGGUUGAAAGAUUAUAGGUGGUGCUCCAAAGGUUCAACAAAAUAAAGUGUAGAUCAAGGUGAAGUGAAGAGUAACCGUUAACAAGCUAUAAACUUUCCUUCAAAUUUCUUUAAUUUGUAACAGAUCAUCUCCCAUCACAACCUGUCCACUGUGUUGUCGAUCUUGAGGCCGAGGCAUUUGAUCACGUGACCUGAUGUUGUCCACGUUAAUUUAAGAGUGCCAUGUUUAGACAUUGAAAAAGGCCCUAAGCUAUAAGAGAUAUGGGGCCCUUUUAAAGUCCAGAUAUUAUACGCCAAUCGCUAAAUAUUUCUUGAGGGCCCUAAGCUAUAGCGUAAUCUGGACCUUCUUUUUCAUAAUUUCUUAACUAAAGGGAAAACUAAACUAAAAGCGUCUGUGUAACAUUACAGUAUUUCAUUUGCUUAAACAAUUAUAUCUAACACUUUUAACGAUAUAAUUUAACUAAUUUUUUGUUUACUUUUUUCAAGUUAUAAAACAAAACAAAAGCAUUUAUGUUUUGCAUUAAAAUUUAGUUAGAAAGCGUCAUCCUUAUUAUUGUAUCCUAAUGUCCAAAUGUUUGGACAUGAUUUGUUUGCACUACUUGUGUUUAUCAUAAGUUUUUUUUACCUAAUAUUCUAUAUCUAAUAAAGAUCUCUUUGACAAAUCGG
Molecule: messenger RNA, 5281 nt
Organism: Biomphalaria glabrata
Lineage: Eukaryota; Metazoa; Mollusca; Gastropoda; Planorbidae
Product: high-affinity choline transporter 1-like
Exons: 11
Coding region: 508-2121 (537 amino acids)
Biological process (GO): choline transport; transmembrane transport; acetylcholine biosynthetic process
Cellular component (GO): plasma membrane
Molecular function (GO): choline:sodium symporter activity
Source: RefSeq, a predicted model, not a curated record